CAACAAUCGAAGAGGAAUGCUGGUUUAUUUACAUGGACUGUAAAUUGACGUGAAAUGAAUUGUAUGAUAAUCGAGGCUCGUCUUGGACUUUGCUCGACAUUCUUAAAUUCAAAUCCGGGAGGAAAUUCUUUAAAACCGCAAAGUUUCCCCCAUCUACCUAGACAGUUGAGAUUCACCCAGCUCAAAGCCUUAGCUCGUAUAUAUUUAUACCACGACCGCUAGAGUUAUGUUUGCUCAUCCGCGGUCUUUAUCUAAAUAACUACUCGCGUAUUUUGUAAACUACAGUUCACUUUGUUAGUUCCAAAACGAAGCCUUGACCUAGGAGAAAUUAAUCAAGAAGAAGAAAAAAAUCAGAAGAAAAAGUUAUCGGAUCCUUUAAACCUGAAUUUUUUCUUUCGUACAGUGAUAAACGUUAUACAGGCCGACCAGUGAUUCAGUGUUGACAUAACGUUGCUAUUGACAAGAAGGACCUUGUGUUGUCUUCGAUGCAUAUAUACAUAUAGUUUGUGUAAAUUACUUUCUUUUUUUUUUUUAACUCGAGGACUCUCAAAACAAAACAAUUCGUUCGACACGGAAGUAAAUGUGACAUGAUUAGUACCACCAAAAAAUGAAAGGACCGAUUAACAUCCUGGUACUGGGGAAGGAAGGUGUCGGCAAAACAGCAGUUGUGGUGCGUUUUUUGACCGGAAGAUACCUCAGCGAGUAUGCGUCCCCGGAAGAAGUGACGUAUGAACGAAACGUGUUGGUGGAUGAAAAGCAGGUGUCCAUAAAAAUAACGGACGUAGCAGGAAAGAAUCUUGACCGGAAGUCGACUACCAGAGACUGGCUACACAAGGUAGAUGGCGCAGUGAUCGUCUACUCAGUGACGGACCGGAACAGUUUUGACAUAGCGGAAGUCGUCAUGGACUGGCUAAAGAAAGAGAAGAAGCCAAACCAGGUCAUCCCCAUGGUUUUGGUUGGAAACAAAUGUGACCUCGAACACUCCAGGACUGUUCCAAAGCAACCCCAGGAUGGACAGGAAUGGCGGACGGACGGUUAUAUGGUGACAGAGUGCUCAGCCUCGGCCAACACAGAGAGCAUAAGGCGGGUGUUUCACGAGCUCAUCAGAAAGAUAAGUGAAAAAAAAGAUGCAACAACAAAAGGACAUCGCAAAUUAUCGCAUGCCCCCGUUGGUUCCCCGAAACUAAUUCGAGCAUCAUUAAGGAGGCGUUUUAGUGUGUUUACUCGCGAACGGACAUCAACAAUGUGAAAAAAUUAAAGUGCCCUGGAUUUCGUUUAAAGUCGGAUGAUUCAACCGGAAUCCCGCUGAAGAUUUCCGCAUAAGCAGUCUGCCACGAGAGAUGAUGGCGACAAUUUUACAUUCCAAAUUUCACAGGCAUUCAAGUACGCUCAAGUGCAAUUGUAACUUCAUGCUGAAAAGUUUUGCUGCUUGGAGCGGAUAGUUCUUGAUAUCCUCUGUGUUUUAAGCAGAAAUUAAAGGUCAUGAGAUUAGAGAUUUAUUUUCUUUAAAAUUUGGGUGGAGAAAUAUUGUCCUGAUAAAGUUUGUGUUACAGAGACACGGGGUAGUUACCUGUUCAAAUGAAUACUUAAAUAUGACCAUGGUUGUACAAAAGUUAUUUUCAAUUAUAAUUUAUGUGCACAUUAAAUAAAAAUUAAAUAUGUAUAUUUACAUAUAUGCAAUAUAAUAAAAUACCUUGAAUUUGGAAAAAAACACUUCCUGUCUUUUUCAA
Molecule: messenger RNA, 1730 nt
Organism: Magallana angulata
Lineage: Eukaryota; Metazoa; Mollusca; Bivalvia; Ostreida; Ostreidae
Product: ras-related and estrogen-regulated growth inhibitor-like
Exons: 5
Coding region: 608-1249 (213 amino acids)
Molecular function (GO): GTPase activity; GTP binding
Source: RefSeq, a predicted model, not a curated record